GAUGAAGUUACAAAAACGACGGCGUCACUCGCGAAAAAAUGUCUGCCACGAACCAAGUGACGCGAACAACGAUCCAGCUGUACCGCGACUGCCUGCGUCUAGCCAAGCACAUUGGUGGCAACAGCAAGAAGGGCCAAGCUAUCAGGGAGCUGGUGCGACGCGAGUUCGACAAGGGCCGCAGCGAGACUGACCCGGAGAAGAUUGAAGCGCUGAAGGCUAAUGCCGUCCGCGGACUGAGCAAUUACCUGAUGCUGGCCAACUCAAGCAAGGACCAGCGGCUGCAAGAAGCCAUGAACAAGAAGUCACCGCCCAAGGACGGCGGACCUGAGCAGGCCGAGUACCGGGACCUGUAAGUUAGAGCGACCUCGAUGUGCUUAAAGCGUUGGGGUUUCCUGUGCAGUUAGGUACCACUGGAUGGAUGGCUGCCGUGUCCAAAACUUAGAGGCUCCUUUGCAGAUACGGGAAGACGAAAAAUGUAGCCACACCCGUGAUCGCAUUAUCAGGCUGAUAUUAAUACCGCACUUUGCAUUGAAUUUUA
Messenger RNA from Phytophthora infestans T30-4, 538 nucleotides. RefSeq lists its product as uncharacterized. The record is from RefSeq and is a predicted model, not a curated record. The transcript has 4 exons. Lineage: Eukaryota; Oomycota; Peronosporomycetes; Peronosporales; Peronosporaceae. The coding region runs from base 39 to 353 and encodes 104 amino acids.